Medicago truncatula (barrel medic) is the source of this 456-nucleotide messenger RNA. RefSeq names its product RHOMBOID-like protein 2. Gene Ontology annotation, biological process: proteolysis. Gene Ontology annotation, molecular function: serine-type endopeptidase activity. The coding region runs from base 1 to 456 and encodes 151 amino acids. The transcript has a single exon. The record is from RefSeq and is a predicted model, not a curated record. Gene Ontology annotation, cellular component: membrane. Lineage: Eukaryota; Viridiplantae; Streptophyta; Magnoliopsida; Fabales; Fabaceae.
AUGUCUGGUAUGGGAAGCAGUUUAUUUUCUGCUUUAUUCAUACCAACAAGUGUCUCUGUUGGUGUCAGUGGUGCUAUAAUGGGCUUGGUAGGAGGCACAUUAUCAGAUUUGAUAAUGCAUCCGAAUAAGUCGAUAUGGACUCUCAUUGGAGCUAUCAUAAUCCGCUCAGGUCUCGUAUUAAUCAUUUCACAAGCCAAUAAUUUUGGCAUCAUUGGAGGAUUAAUCACGGAGAUUCUUCUCGGAUAUGUAUUGCUGAUUAGUCGGAAACAUUCUCGUUUUGCUCCUUGUCAGCAGGCCCUCCGGGUCAAUUCUUCUGUGCUGCUUACUAUUAGAUUGAUGGGCGGGAUGGUCCUGUUCUUGAAAGGGGUGGCCAUGAGUGAUCACUGCUCAUGGUAUCACUACUUAAGAUGUGUCCCAAUAAAGAGGAAUUGUAAACCUAACCACGUUGAAAUUUGA